AUGGGAUACACUCCGCUGCAUGUGGCGUGUCACUAUGGAAACGUGAAGAUGGUCAACUUCCUGCUAAAGAACCAGGCCAAGAUCAACGCCAAAACUAAGAACGGAUACACCCCCCUCCAUCAGGCGGCCCAGCAAGGCCACACCCACAUCAUCAACCUACUGCUGCAGCACGGAGCCUCUCCCAACCAAGUCACUGUGAAUGGUAACACAGCCCUGUCCAUAGCCAGGAGGCUGGGGUACAUCUCUGUAGUGGAUACUCUGAAGGUCGUCACUGAGGAAACACAGACCACUCUGACGGUGACCGAGAAACAUAAGAUGAACGUUCCAGAAACCAUGAAUGAGGUUCUGGACAUGUCAGAUGAUGAGGAGAUGGAAUUUCAGUGUGUCUACGAGAGCUACUGUC
Molecule: messenger RNA, 403 nt
Organism: Oncorhynchus nerka (sockeye salmon)
Lineage: Eukaryota; Metazoa; Chordata; Actinopteri; Salmoniformes; Salmonidae
Product: ankyrin-3-like
Exons: 5
Biological process (GO): protein localization to plasma membrane
Cellular component (GO): neuron projection; plasma membrane
Molecular function (GO): transmembrane transporter binding; spectrin binding; cytoskeletal adaptor activity
Source: RefSeq, a predicted model, not a curated record